This is a messenger RNA of Gongylonema pulchrum, 537 nucleotides long. The record is from the annotation of a GenBank genome assembly. NCBI's taxonomy places the organism in Eukaryota, Metazoa, Nematoda, Chromadorea, Rhabditida, Gongylonematidae.
AUGGACAAAUAUGAAGGUGCAGAAUAUCGGCUGCCGCCACUCGAUGCCAUUUGGGAUCCGGCAUUUAAAAAACCCUUCGUUUGUUAUUUCUUGCUGCUUCAAAUCGUGGGUUAUUUCAUCCGGAAGUAUGCAUGGAAAAGCUAUGUCGGCUUCAAGUCUGCAUUUUUGCGUGAUUUAUGGAUGGAGCGUAUCAUGACAAGAUCAUGCCUGCGUUAUCGGUUGUGUAAUUUAACAGUAUGUGUGAUACAUUCAAGCAUCAGCGGUGUAGGGUCGUUUGUGUUUUUCGUGACCCAUCAGCGAGUGAUGUUCGAGGAGACGAUUCACUGGUACAGUCCGCUAGCUGCCCAGCUCCCAAUUUUCUCCAUGGCCUAUUUCGUCUGCGAUGCAGUGGACAUGUUAAGGCACGAGAUUUCCAAAUGGACCGUCGAACUGCUAAUUCAUCACGCUGCCACAAUGUUUGCUUUCGGUUCAGCUGUUUUGCCUCAUAAAUUCAUUCCAUACGCUUACUGGGCUUUGCUGAUGGAAAUGAACAGGUAA